AUGGCGCAGCCACAACCACAAUUGAGCCACAAAGAUGGCGCUCUUUUCAGACAAGUUGUCCGCAACUUUGAAAACAAACAGUAUAAAAGAGGUCUCAAGGCAGCCGAACAAAUUCUUCGGAAAACUCCUAAUCAUGCCGAUACUCAAGCUAUGAAAGCCCUGAUAUUGGGCCACCAAGGUCAUACGGACGAAGCCUUUGCUCUAGCCAAAACGGCCCUCAACAAUAAUAUGAAGUCGCAUGUAUGCUGGCACGUGUACGGUUUGCUGUAUCGUCUCGACAAGAACUACGAGGAGGCCAUAAAAGCAUACAAGUUUGCAUUGAGACUAGAGCCUGAUUCGGCACCCAUUCAGAGAGACUUGGCCCAUCUCCAGAUACAAAUGCGAGACUAUGACGGUUACAUCCAGAGUCGAAGAAUUAUGCUCCAGCAGAAACCAGGUUUUCGGCAAAACUGGACUGCCCUGGCCAUCGCACACCAUCUCGCUGGAAACUAUGAUGAUGCGGAGAAUGUUCUCACUACCUAUGAAGAAACGCUUAAGACGAAACCCAACCGGUUGGACAUGGAGCACUGGGAAGCCGUUCUCUACAAGAAUUAUGUCAUUGCAGAGUCCGGCGAGGUGGAAAAAGCAUUGGACCAUCUAGAAGCGGUCGGAAAGAAGAGUCCUGACAUUCUUGGGGUAAUGGAAAUGAGGGCAGACUAUCUGGCUCGACUGGAUCGCAAGUCCGAGGCCGAAGCUGCUUAUGCCGCUUUGCUGGAGCGCAAUCCAGACCAUUCGGCAUAUUACGACGGAUACAUUGCUGCAAAGGGGUUGAAAGAUGGCCCCAUGUCCGAAAUCAAACGGGCAUAUCAAGAACUUGCCGAAAAAUAUCCAAAAGCAGACCUUCCGAGACGGAGACCGUUGGACGUUCUUGCUGGGGACGAGUUCAAACAAGCGGCCGACUCCUACUUGCAGAAAAUGUUCCGAAAAGGUGUUCCUUCAACAUUUGCGAAUAUCAAGCAUUUGUACGCCGACACGUCAAAACGCGACAUUGUUCAAGACUUAGUCGAAGGGUAUUCUUCUGGAAACCUUGGAGCACAAACUAACGGUGCCACCGAAAACGGUGACGGCAAAGAAGAAUCACGAUUCAAAUCCUCAGUUCUCUAUUUCCUGGCACAACAUUAUAACUACAAACUCAGUCGCGAUCUUGACAAGGCUCGGGAAUACGCCGACCGGUGUAUAGAACUAGAUCCCAAGUCAGUUGACUUUCACGGUGUUAAAGCCAGGUAUUACAAGCAUAAGGGUGACCUGAUCAAGGCGGCCGAGGUGAUGGAUCAAGCCCGGGCUUUGGAUGAGAAGGAUCGGGCCAUUAACACCAAAUGCGCCAAAUAUCAGCUACGAUCUGACCAGAAUGACAAAGCCCUCGAAACCGCCAGCAAAUUUACGCAAAAUAAGACCGGCGGUCCUCUGGGAGAUCUUGUCGAUAUGCAAUGUGUCUGGUAUCUGACCGAAGAUGGACAGUCAUAUCUCCGUCAAAGGAAACUCGGCCUCGCGCUCAAACGCUUCCACCAGAUCCUGGCCAUCUUCGAUGUCUGGCAAGACGAUCAGUUCGACUUCCACAAUUUCUCUUUGCGGAAAGGUAUGAUAAGAGCGUACGUCGACAUGUUGCGUUGGGAGGACCGCCUCCGUGAACAUCCCUUCUUCUCCACGAUGGCAAUCUCGGCAGUCAAAGCUUACGUUCUUCUCUCUGACAAUCCUGAUCUCGUCCACGGCCCCAUCAUGGACAACGUCAACGGGACGGGUAAAUCUAGUGAAAUGAGCGCCGCGGAUCGCAAGAAGGCUUUGAAAAAGGCGAAACGAGAACAAGAGAAGAUGGAAAAGGCCGAGGCGGAGAAGAAAGCGGCCAUGAAAGCGGCCAAACCGAUGCCGAAGAGUGAGGAUUCAGAUACAAAGAAGGAAGAUCCCGAUCCGUUUGGUAAGGCGCUCCUCGAGACGAAAGAGCCACUGAAGGAUGCCAUGAAGUUCCUCACUCCUUUGCUCGAAUGGUGUUCGCAGAUUGUCGAGGCCCAAUGCGUUGGCUUCGAAUUGUACAUGCGUCGGAAGAAAUACCUCCUUGCCACCAAGUGUUUGCUCGCUGUGAACGCCCAGGAUCCCACGAACACACAGCUGCUGGAGUACAGGAAACAAUUGAAACACGUCCUUAUCAACAAGCCGGCCGAGCUAUCAGACAAAGUCGCAGAGAUCAUCAAGAGCGAGGCUGGAUCGUUGGUUCAGUGA
Molecule: messenger RNA, 2253 nt
Organism: Rhinocladiella mackenziei CBS 650.93
Lineage: Eukaryota; Fungi; Ascomycota; Eurotiomycetes; Chaetothyriales; Herpotrichiellaceae
Exons: 2
Coding region: 1-2253 (750 amino acids)
Biological process (GO): N-terminal peptidyl-methionine acetylation
Cellular component (GO): cytoplasm; NatA complex
Molecular function (GO): protein binding; protein-N-terminal amino-acid acetyltransferase activity
Source: RefSeq, a predicted model, not a curated record